This is a messenger RNA of Paramecium octaurelia, 363 nucleotides long. The record is from the annotation of a GenBank genome assembly. Lineage: Eukaryota; Ciliophora; Oligohymenophorea; Peniculida; Parameciidae.
AUGAUGGGAAACUUAUAUUUGACAACAGCAAUGAAGAAGAUGGCAAAUAUUUCUAGGAGAUAACAAUUAUUUAAUGGAAAUCAAACCUUAAGAAAGAACUGUUAUAAAAAACAUUCAAACUCAGGAAAGGGGUUGAUUUUAGAUAAUUAGAAAGUAAUAAGAGAUGUAUUGAAAUCAAUAUCUAAUUGAAUAGGUGGAAUAAUUGUUGAGAGUAAUGUAAAAAUAAUUUCUCAUUUUUAAUAUAGUUUAAAUUCUAGAGGAUAAAUGAGAUGUUAUGAUGUUUUAAAUAAUUGUUUUGCAAAGCUUAUUGGUCAUAAAUUUGGUUAGCAGGAGAUUUCUUAGGGUUUGAUAUAAUAAUAAUGA